This is a messenger RNA of Branchiostoma floridae (Florida lancelet), 1724 nucleotides long. Its product is annotated as E3 ubiquitin-protein ligase TRIM23-like. The transcript is spliced from 11 exons. Gene Ontology annotation, molecular function: GTP binding; zinc ion binding; GTPase activity. The record is from RefSeq and is a predicted model, not a curated record. NCBI's taxonomy places the organism in Eukaryota, Metazoa, Chordata, Leptocardii, Amphioxiformes, Branchiostomatidae. Gene Ontology annotation, cellular component: lysosomal membrane; cytoplasm; plasma membrane. The coding region runs from base 15 to 1715 and encodes 566 amino acids. Gene Ontology annotation, biological process: vesicle-mediated transport; intracellular protein transport.
ACAGUCCGAUCAAAAUGGCGACGGCAGAGCCAAGAAGUAUUUUGCACCGGAGACCGGGAAAAUCCAAUGUUCUGGAGUGCGGAGUGUGCGAGGAUGUGUUCGGUCUCCAGGGCGACAAGGUGCCACGCCUCCUGCUGUGCGGCCACACCCUCUGCCACGACUGUCUCACGCGGCUGCCUCUACACGGGCGCGCCAUACGCUGUCCCUUCGACAGGCAGAUGACUGAGAUUGGUGACUCAGGUGUGUGGGGGUUAAAGAAGAACUUUGCCCUGCUGGAGCUGCUUGAAAGACUGCAGUUUGGGCGGGAGUCACCGGGGGCGCUGCUGUGUGAAGUCAGCAUGGACACUGAGAAAGAGACCACGAUUCGGUGUGACGAAAACGAAGACCACCUAGCAACCAUCUACUGUACAGUCUGCAGUACCAACCUGUGUGCAGAGUGCGCCCAGUCCACCCACAACACACGCACGCUCGCCAAGCACAAGCUCGUACCGCUGCACGAGAAACCUCGCGAGAAACCGAUGUGUCCGCUGCACCAGACUCACGCCAUCGAGUUUGUGUGUUUGGAGGAGAGCUGUCUGUGCAACCCUCUCAUGUGUUAUGUGUGUAAGGACUACGGGAAACACCAAGGGCACAAGCACACCCUUAUUGAGAACGAUGCGGAGCAGGUUCGGAUCUCCAUCAUCGACACCCUGCAGCAUGUGAAAGGCUUCCUGGACGGGGUGUCGGACAGCGCCCGUCGCCUUGGCAACGCCAUCCAGCAGAUGGAAGGGUGCUCACGGACCGUGGAGAACGAACAUGGCUUCACGCACACGGAGCAGAUCCACGGGACGGCAGAAGAAGCUCGCGUCCGCGUCCGCCGCUACUUCCAGGAGCUUCACGAGACGCUGCAUCGCCAGGAGAACGUUGCUCUGAGCGUGGUCGACACGCACGUACGCGAGAAACUCUGCUCGCUGAAACAGCAACAGGAAGACAUGGCCGUGGUGGUGUCUCAGGUCACGACCAUCUGUCUGGAGUGUGAGAAGAUGCUACAACAGGAUGACCACAAGGUCCUGCUGGCCAAGCAGGAGAUCCGCAGCCUGUUGGACACGGUCAGGAAACAGCAGCAGCAGUUCUCAGACCUGCCUGAGCAGCUGCACAUGGACCCUGGUAUCCCUCUUACAUUCACUAAGGAUAACCGAGUUCACAUCGGGCCUAAGAUGGAGAUGCGGGUCGUGACGCUGGGUCUGGAUGAGUCUGGCAAGACGGCGAUCCUCUUCAAACUGAAGCAGGACGAGUUCAUGCAGACCAUCCCCACAAUUGGCUUUAAUGUGGAAACAGUGGAGUACAAGAACCUGAAGUUCACCAUCUGGGACGUUGGUGGAAAACCUAAACUCCGCCCGCUGUGGAAACAUUACUACCUCAACACACAGGCUGUGAUAUUUGUGGUGGACAGUGCCGACUGUGCACGGAUAGACGAAACUUAUGAUGAACUGUCCAAACUGCUGGCUGAGAAGGAGCUGAGAGAAGCUGUGCUGCUGGUCUUCGCCAACAAACAGGACUUGCCGAAUGCCCUUCCUAUAGAGGAGAUCACAGACAGACUCAGCCUACACAAACUGUGCUGUGGGCGCUCGUGGCACAUCCAGGCCUGCGACGCUCGGACAGGGAUGGGGCUUCACGACGGGCUGGACUGGCUAUCACACCAACUGGUCGCUGCAGGGGUGCUAGACAUUUCUUAGGUCUUUCUG